This is a messenger RNA of Staurois parvus, 1315 nucleotides long. Lineage: Eukaryota; Metazoa; Chordata; Amphibia; Anura; Ranidae. The record is from the annotation of a GenBank genome assembly.
AUGGAUAGGAGAUGUUUUUGUUGUGCAUCCAAGUUCACUAUUUUCAAAAAAGAGUGUGGCUGUAAAUCCUGCGGACGCUCCUUCUGUGCAGGAUGUCUAGGAUUCACUGUUGUUCUCCCUGCAUAUGGCAACACCAAGCAAAAGAUCUGCAAGAAAUGUCAUGAAUCUAUCACCAGUGGAAAGGAUCAAAGUAACAGUUGCUCUAAAUGGUCUCCACCAGAGAAUUAUAAGAAGAGAGUGGCCGCCUUAGAAUCCAGACAGAAUCAACAAAAAGUGAUGCAGAUGGGGCCUGGAUUGCCACAUGGAGGAACGAACCAAAAAUAUGAGGGUUUGUCUGCAGAAGACAGAGCUAUUGCUGAACGUCUUGAUAAACUCAAGCAAGAAACUAAACCUAAAACUGUUGCCUCAACGGCAGAAAUAGAAUCCAGAGUGCAAGCUCUACAGAAAGACACACAAGGCCGUGUUCCAUCUCUACAAGAAAUGGAAGACCGGCUUGCAGUACUGCAAGGGAGGACUACUCCAUCUAGAACAACCAAACCGCUUCAUCAACCCCCCCGACAAGAGAACCCAGACUGAAAAAGUGAAUGAUCUACUAACUCAGCUGAGAGAUGAGGCCGCUAUUGAUCGGCAGUGGAAUCCAGAUGCUCAGUCUCAAGACUUCAGUGUACCAUCUGUUAACAAUCUGAAUAAAGAUGAUCAAGUAGACAGCCAAACUGGCAUUAGUCAUGAACUAGAUGCAGAAUAUUUAGAGAGGGAGAAGGAACGGAUUUUAAGAGAAGCUGCAGCAGAACUGCAAGAUGAGAAUACCAGACAAGAGAAAAUGCUGGAAAUUGCAAAAAGACUUGCAGCGCUACAAGGCAAAGAUCCUGACAAAGUAACUGUGGACAACAUCAAACUUCCUGACAGUGAUGAAGAAACAGAGGAAGAAGGUGUUCAGAGAAUCCUGAAGCAGCUGGCUGAAGAAACUGCUCUGGAUGAGGCAAGUGGCUACAAUAUUCCCCCUGAACAUGGUAGAAUGGAAGAUACCAAGAGAAGUGUUCCAGUAGCAAAGAAACUUCCUUCAUCCCAAAUGCCUAAACGACCUGCACAGAAUCAACCUGCUAGACCCACAGUUGUAAAAGCACAAGUAGCAGAUAGUGAUGAGGAAGAGCUGCCCUGGUGCUGUAUCUGUAAUGAGGAUGCCGUCCUGCGCUGCCACGGUUGUGAUGAUGAUCUCUAUUGUAAGAGAUGUUUCAGGGAGGGACAUGACAAGUUUGACAAGAAGGAGCAUCAGACAUCCAUAUAUCGCCCACCACAGAAGAAAAAAGGGAGAUAG